AUGUUGGGAGUGGAUCCAAAGGUACCUGGGAAUGGUGGACCAGAAUGCGCUGCUUAUCUGUCCCUCACACAAAGGCUGAUGGAGACUGUGAUUUUCACUUUGGUUGGGAUUGGAUACAUGUGGUGGUCAUACAAUCACAUUCGCCUGCCUCACAAGUAUGCAUACAUUCGUAAGGAUCGUGGUGGGAAAAGGGCUCUCCUUGUCAUCAUGUCCCUUGUUUGGGGCAUAGAGAUUGGCUUCAAGUUCUCUAGUCGCACUCUCAUCUAUCUCCUCAAUCCCUGCCAUGUCACCACUGCUAUCCAGAUUUACUUACUGGCAGCACCACCAAGUCGAUUUGUGACUGCCAUGUUUCGCAUUCACAUGAAUCUCCUCCCUGGAGCCAGCCUUGCAAUCCUCUUUCCUGUUACCAACAGUCGUCUGCUACCAUUUGAGACUGAGAUCUACUGGAUUCAGCACUUUCUCAUGUUGGUUGUUCCCUACUACCUUCUGCGUCUUGGAGGAGUGUACACAGUAGCCCAUCCAUUGGAUAUGAGCUGGCCUGUAUUUGGGCUUGGCAUCUGCACCUUCUAUCACUGGCUUCUUCUUCAACCUGUUGGAUUGGUGAACUUGAACAACAUGCUGUGUCCAGCAAUCUCAGAUCCCUUCCGGGGUCCAUACUACCGAAUGGCUGCCAUGUGCCAUCAGAGUCUCUUCAUUCCACUCUUCAAUCGCUCUUACUGCCUCCUCUCCAAGUUCUUCUUGACCUCAUGUUCCCUGACCAAGGUCAAGGAGACUCUGUCUCAGGAUCUCAGCCUCUCAGAGCGACCUGUUGGACUUCAGUCGCAGUCCCUAGCAGAGUGGUACCUACUAUCUGGUCUGUUGGAUGAAUGCAAACAGAUGUCACAGGUGAACUUGAACAACAUGCUGUGUCCAGCAAUCUCAGAUCCCUUCCGGGGUCCAUACUACCGAAUGGCUGCCAUGUGCCAUCAGAGUCUCUUCAUUCCACUCUUCAAUCGCUCUUACUGCCUCCUCUCCAAGUUCUUCUUGACCUCAUGUUCCCUGACCAAGGUCAAGGAGACUCUGUCUCAGGAUCUCAGCCUCUCAGAGGCUGGACAACCUGAAGUCAGCGUCAGGGAUCGUCUCACCAUGGAUGACAUCUUGGCUGAACAGGAGGAAAUGCAACCAACCAUCCAUGAAAUGCAACCAACCAUCCAUGAAAUGCAACCAACCAUCCAUGUGAAGGAUGAACCGAUGAAGGUGGCAGCAGCAAAUGGUCACAAGUAUGAAGAUUUUGCCAACACUCCACACAAGAAACUGUUAAUGCCACUUCCCGAAUUCCUGAGUUCCCUGUCGGACAACCCAUACUUCGGCGCUGGAUUCGGCCUGUUCGGCCUCGGUGCCAGUGCCGCACUCCUCCGCAAAGUGGCACAAUUCGGAAUGAUCGCGUUCCGACGGCAUUACAUGAUGACCUUGGAAGUGCCUUGUCGAGACAAGAGCUACCAGUGGCUUCUCCAGUGGAUCACGGUGCGAGGAGCCCAAAAGACUCAGCAUCUCAGCGUCGAGACCAGUUUCCAACAGAUGGAGACCGGAAAAGUGCAGACUCGAUACGACUUCAUCCCGGGGGUUGGAACGCACUUCUUCCGUUUCCGAGACACGUGGAUCCGCGUGGAGCGGACACGAGAACAGCACACUCUGGAUCUCCACAUGGGAACGCCUUGGGAAAGCGUCACACUCACUGCGCUCGGCCGAAACAAGAACCUCUACUUCCAGAUUCUCGAAGAAGCUCGAGCAGAGGCGUUGAGGGAGCGCGAAGGGAAGACCCUCAUGUUCACGGCCGCGGGUUCCGAAUGGAGGCAGUUUGGACACCCUAGGAAGAGACGACCGUUAGCGUCGGUGGUCUUGGAUAGAGGCAUUACCACCCGCAUCUUUCAAGAUGUCCUUGAAUUUCUCGAUAACCCUUCCUGGUACACGACACGUGGGAUCCCAUAUCGAAGAGGAUAUCUGCUUUUCGGCCCCCCCGGGUGUGGGAAAUCCAGUUUCAUCACGGCCUUGGCGGGGGAACUGGAGUAUGGAAUUUGUGUAUUAAAUCUGAGCGAACGGGGGCUCACGGACGACCGACUCAAUCAUCUCCUGAACGUUGCUCCUCAGCAGACCAUCCUCCUCCUCGAGGAUGUGGAUGCCGCCUUUAUCUCCCGACACGAAUCCCCAAACAGUGAGGCAUCCAGAAAGUCGCCGUUAUGUCUAUCCUUGUCCUUGCGUGAACUGAACCCGAACAGCACAAUGAAGAGAUCUGUUCAUCUGACCCGUGAUAUCAUCUGUUCUCCACACAGACUAGAUCCUGCAUUGAUCCGACCGGGUCGAGUGGAUGUGAAGGAGUACAUCGGGCCCUGUUCUCGGUACCAGAUGGAAGAGAUGUUCCGUCGAUUCUAUCCUGAAGUGAGUGCUGCAUCGGCAGAAGAAUUUGCUGCAGCAUUGGAAUCACUUUCGGCCGAGCGGGGUCCCCUCUCCCCUGCUUCUCUGCAGGGCUACCUCAUGUUCUACAAAAACGCACCCAGUGAUGCUCAUCGAGAUAUAGAACGUAUUUGGACUCUGUAG
Molecule: messenger RNA, 2574 nt
Organism: Darwinula stevensoni
Lineage: Eukaryota; Metazoa; Arthropoda; Ostracoda; Podocopida; Darwinulidae
Source: the annotation of a GenBank genome assembly